AUGCGUCGCUUACCUAGGUUGCGAAACGCCGCCCCGGCGGGCUUCGUCACAUCCUCGACACCCACCGGUUCUCUCCGUGUGCCCACCGCAGCAGCCAUCGCCACAACCUCCCCUCUCUCCCUGGCCGCGAGACACAACCUCAACAGCUGCAAUGCACCGGUCCGGCCGUCGCAGCGCCGCUUCCUCUCCGACACCCCUUCCCGCCCCUCACAACCCCAGACCACCAGCCCGCCGGCCGACGCGUCAACCGCCGCUUCCCGCGAGGAACUCGAGUUCCUAGACGACGAGCACUACCCACCCGCGCCUGCGGAAAUCCCCACGCAGCUAGUCUACCCGCGGGGCGUGACCACCGUGCCGCCGCCCUCGGACAUCUCCGACCCGGCCUACAAGCCCGCCGAGACAGCCGACGGCCUGGAGGAAGUGGGCGGGCUGGCCGACUGGUGGGACGACCCGCUGCACUGGGGCAGCGAGGGCGGCGUGCGGCAGUUCGUGGCGUCCGUCGCCACGCCCUUCGGCCCCGCCGAGAAGGUGACGGACCCGGCCAUGCUGGAGGUGCUCGCGCGGCGGGCGAUCAUCGAGGCGAUCGUUGUCGCGCGGUUUGCUGGGGCCGGCAAGCGCAAGGCGGUGGAUCGCUUGUUUGCGCAUGUGGAUGGGAAUGAAAGGCUGGACCAGUUGUUGAAGGCGCAGAUUGUCGUUGACAAAACCGGGGCCGCGACGCUGAAGAAUGCGGACGCCGUCAGGCUCUGGGUUAUGCUCAAGACGGCGGUGAAGAAUGCCACGCAUCGGCGGAAGGAGCAGCAGCAGCAGCCAGCGGGGGAUGGGAUAAGCGGGACGAAAGAGGAGGCAGAGGCUUUGACGGCGGAUGCUCGAGAAUCUGGGGCGCAGGAGGGGGAGGCCACGGAGGCGAAGGAGGCGUUCCCCUCAGCGCCGCUCACGCCGGAGGUAGCGCAGCAGUACAUCGAGUCCUGGAACAGGAACAAAGGGUGGAGGAAAGCUGAGUUAAGAGAUCCGGUGGUUAAGUUCUUUGCCGCCAAGAGGAUCCAGCAGCUUACGGGACAUCGCCUCCAUGACGGCAAGCUGUGUGCCCUCCACACCGUCGAUAGCCUGUUGAAGCAGCUCGUGGAGCCGCCCAAGCCCAAGAAGCUUGUUGAGCUGGUCGAGUCCAAGGGCGUGUUCAAGGACUUGCCCAACGUCCGCGUCUUCCCCCGGAGAGUCACGCCGAUUGACAAGGAGAAGAUGGUCGGCCGCUGGAAGAUCAUUGUCAAGGAGCUCGAGAAGCGCGAGCUACCCGUGAUUGGCACGGGCGACUACGGCGAGCCAAUCGAGAAGAAGUGGGUCGAAGGGAGGACGUCCGUGAAGCUAACGGCCGUAUCGUUGGGCCUAGCAUCUUGGAGGUUGCCCCUCGGCGACUCUGGAGCCUUAGAGUUCCUUCUCUCUCGUGUGCCUACCGCGGACCGCCAACACCCCCUGAACAAGCAGGCUCUUCGCUUGGUGGGCAACGCCUGCGCCGACUGCGACGAGAACCGGGCCAGGGUACUCGAGUCUGGAGUUUUGCGGAGCUUUAUCAUGGAGUGCAUGAAGGAGGACGCGCUUCUGCCCUUUGCAAUCGCUGCAGCACUCAACCUCUGUGUUGACUACAAACUCGGGCAGGAAAAAGCCUCCGCGGCAGGAUUGAGCGAGGUUUUGGUUGGCAUUGUGUCUGGAGAACGGCUCUUGUCAUGCCAGUCGUCUCUUAGCCACAUCAUGGGUAUUUUGCAGCUGAUCUGCAACCAAGACUCUGAGGCCAGGAUGGCCAACCCUCAGACGCCGGCCCUGCUCCUCGAUCUGGCCACCAGCGGAAGAUACGACGUCGACCUGGACACGUUCAUGGAGAUAUGCACACCAGCGCUAGCCUACCUCACCUUGGAGGAGUUCCAGUCAGCGGCUGUGGCCAACCGCAACAUCGAACUGUUGCAAGCGGCCUUUCACCAGCUGUACACCCGCUUUGACCUUGGAGACCUCGAUUCCGACACCGCUAGCCAGCUCAAGCAGACGCUGGUAGACUGGCUGGGAUCAGCGCCAGCCGUAUCCCACCUCCAAACAGCCGCAUGCCUGGCCCUGGGCAACCUCAGCCGCUCCGACGAGUCAAGCACCGCACUCCUCCCACACGUUCAAGAGCACCUGGUCCGCAUUCUUACUCAGGCGAUCCCUCCGACUUCCUCUCCACCUCCGAUUACAAAAGCGCCCGCUCCGCCUCUGCAGCUCGUUCACGCCACUCUCAGUUUCCUCAAGAAUCUGGCCAUCCCGCAGGCCAACAAACCACUUCUGGGUGACGCCCUCCUGGAUCCAUCCCGUCCGCUCCUCCCACGCCUCUGGGCUUCAACCCGCACGCAACCCCAGCUCCAAUUCACCGCCGUCUCCCUCACCCGCCUGCUCCUCGCCAACUGCUCCCCGAACGUCCGUCACGCGUGUACCCCCCUCCCCUCCGACAGCGAGGAGCCCAGCAACCUCGCCCUUCUCACCUCAGUCGCCUCCUCCGCCGACGAGGAACCCAUCAGAACAGAAGCCGCCCGCGCCGUGGUCCAGGUCUGCCGCGCCUUGCACCCCUCUCCGGCCGCAACCUCAGACAUCCUCGACAAGUCUUGGGCCUGGCCAUCACCACCACCAUCACCAUCAGCCUCGAAUGAGAAAGGAACAGAACAAGAUGAGACCCUCGCCCGCUUCUACAAAGCCCACGCCCACGCCAUCACAACCUCGCUCCACCAGUUACUCACCCAGAAACGCUUCCCCACCCUCCGGUCCGACGCCAUCUUCUGCCUGGCACUCAUGAGCCGCUCGUCGCGCGAGGGCGCACACGUGGCGCUGCAGGUGCUCCAGUGUCGCCGCCAGCCUGGCAGCAGCGCAUGGCAGGCUGUGGCCGAGGCGAUAACUGGUAGUAGUGAUGGCGAUGGACCGUUGGCUUCCGCGCUUUUCACGCCGGGCGCCGAUGGUGAGGAGGGAAGAAGGGAUACCAAGGAGUUGAACAACAAGGUGGAGCAGCAGCAGCAGCAGCAGCAGGAGGAGGAGGAGGAGGAGGAGGAGGAGGAUGUUGGAGUGAGCGUACAGAAGCUCAGCCUAGAGCCGCAGCUCGUUGAUCAACAGGCACAGACGAAGCAGCCGGCCGCCAGGAUGGCCAGGAUGGACCGCGAAAAUGGGAUGGUUUUGGUUGCUGAGCUGCUGCGGUCUUGUCCGGAUGCGCUUUCGGAGCUGAGGAAGCCGUUGGAGGCGGUGCUGAACAAGGGCGGCGAGCUGCUCGUGCGGGAUCGGGAGGAGGAACAGAAUAAACUGAAACAAUUGCUGGCCUAG
Molecule: messenger RNA, 3324 nt
Organism: Chaetomium strumarium
Lineage: Eukaryota; Fungi; Ascomycota; Sordariomycetes; Sordariales; Chaetomiaceae
Exons: 8
Coding region: 1-3324 (1107 amino acids)
Biological process (GO): positive regulation of GTPase activity
Cellular component (GO): mitochondrion; cytosol
Molecular function (GO): guanyl-nucleotide exchange factor activity
Source: RefSeq, a predicted model, not a curated record